AUAACCUCAAACAAACAUAACCUAAAACCGAGGCAAUAAAGGCAUUAAAAUAAAGAAAAAGUUUACUUUUAAUUCUGCGGAAUAACGUAACUAUAGUAAAAAUGUCUUUGAAAGGUUGUAACCGAUUGCUGUUACAAACUUUAUUAAACUCAAGACCAGUUUUAAAUUCAGGAAGAACAUACGGAAGGUGGUCGCACAGAAAACCUGCUAAGGUUUUGUUGCCUUUUGAACCGCCUUCCAAAGUUGGUCUGAAGAAGGAAAAUGUUAUCGAUUUGGACGCUGAAGUGUUAAAUAAACCCCAAGACAGUCAGGCUGCCCCCAAAGGUCUCAAACAAACUAUUAUUGAAGAAGAAAAAGUUUCAGAUAUCACACCUGAGAAAGCCAAAGAUAUUAAAGCCAAAAGAGAAGAUAAACUUAAAAAAAGGAAGUUUUAUCUGAGUCAACUUAAAGUCUUUGACGAUAACAAUGAAAUUAUUUACGAAAAGUGCAAAGAUAAUGAUGGUAGAAUAAGCAACCUACUUACCAACUUGAAGUCAAAGAAAGACAGGAUUCGCACAAAGCAGGUUAUGGUGGAAGGUUGGCGACUAAUAGUUGAUGGUUUAGAAGCAAAGUGUAGUUUGAAGUAUGUCAUAUUCAGUAGAACAGAUGAGUUAAAUAAUUUGCGACCAUUUCUCCCAAGAACUGGGGUAAAAUUCUUUAAAGUACCAUAUAAAGAAAUUGAGCUAUGGUCAGAUGUAGAAACGCCCUCAGGCAUUUUUGGUGUAUUUGAAAUGCCUACUCAAGAAAAAAUAAAGAGGUUAUCAAAGCCGUUGCCACUGGACCUGAUUUGCGAUAACAUCCGCAUCCCAGGGAACCUUGGGGCCAUUCUCCGGGCCGCUGUUGGAGCUGGCUGUGACAAAGUCUUGUUAACAAAAGGUUGUGUUGAUGUCUGGGACCCAAAGGUUAUUCGGAGUGCUGCUGGUGCCCACUUCAGACUACCUGUGAACUAUUCCAUUGACUGGGAAGAAAUGCCUAGACACUUAGAAGAAAACACAUCAAUAUUCAUAGCAGACAGUAAUGCUCAAAUGGAUGACGAGACCGGUGACCAGUUUGAUAGUACACAAAUACCAGUUCUGCCAUACUACAGUGUCCAAUAUCCAUCUCUAAAUCAUAUAACUUUGAUAGUUGGUGGAGAGACGGAAGGAAUUAGUGAGGAGAGUUAUAGGCUAGCAGCAAGCAAGAAUGGUAUGAGACUUAACAUCCCAAUGGCUAAAGGUGUGGACAGCCUCAACACCGGCAUGGCCACGGCAAUCAUCGCAUUUGAAAUCCGAAAACAGCUGAUACAGGCGUGGACUAAAAUAAAACUGGAUAGGCAAAUCGCCCAGGCUACUUAGGUUUUAAGGUUCCAUUUAUAUUAUUUUUAUUAUUUAGUUAGAAGUACUGUAGAUAUUAUAGUAAACAAUGAA
This is a messenger RNA of Pectinophora gossypiella (pink bollworm), 1445 nucleotides long. Its product is annotated as rRNA methyltransferase 3, mitochondrial. NCBI's taxonomy places the organism in Eukaryota, Metazoa, Arthropoda, Insecta, Lepidoptera, Gelechiidae. The transcript is spliced from 5 exons. The record is from RefSeq and is a predicted model, not a curated record. Gene Ontology annotation, molecular function: RNA methyltransferase activity; RNA binding. Gene Ontology annotation, biological process: RNA processing. The coding region runs from base 102 to 1373 and encodes 423 amino acids.